AACAACAAAAACAUUUCCCGACGUUGACUAAGCGAAUAGGCAAUAGAAUAGGGAAGGAAGAAACUUGAUAAAUUAUUUUUAUUUAUAUUUUAUUCGUCACACGAAUUAUCAUUGUCUGUAUUGUUCUGUGGAAAAAAUAUUUUUUUACCAAAUUAAAGUGGAUACUUACUUUGUUUUUUCCUGCUAUUCAAAUCUGUUAUUUUACGAUGGCACUUACAAAUGUGUUGUUAUUGAGCCAGAUAGCGGGCUACGUUAUCUGCUUGAUACUUUCGCUUUGUAUCGCAGUUCCUAUGAGCAUGCACCAAGAUGAAUUCAGUGGUCACUGCCUACUGUUCUCUGGAGGUAGUUGGAGAAUAGAGGACGGCCAGCUGGAUGUGUUGUGGGCUUCAGAGGCCUACUGCAACUAUGUCAUAGUGGUCGGAGUGAUAAUGUUUAUUGUCAGCUGUGUACAAAUUUACAGGCUGUCAGUAUUCAUGUAUAAAGGCAUAGACAGUUCUUUCCUGUCAGCGUUCUUGGAGGCAGUGGGCUGUAUGCUGAUUUGUGGGUUUGCUGUGUCCGCAGCCAUCAUGGUCACCCUUGGCUUUAUGAGCUGGUGCAACACAAUAAUGAAACGCUUCCCCAGCAGUUGUGAAGACGGCGCUGGGCAAGACAUAGAUAAGAAAGACAACAUAGUAACCAAAGGUUUCUAUGUUCAAAUCGGCACUACUCAAUUCGGCGCAUGGGCCGCAUUCGCCACGUGGGUGGGGCUGGCAGUGUUCUCGCUGCUGAAGGUGUGUCGCUACCACCAGCUGCAGAACAUACAGGUGUCCAUGUACCGCGAGCGACAGCGCCUCGUCAACGAGGGCCAGUCGCCGCCAGCCAGCGCCGCUCCGCUGGAGGAGUAGCUGUCAAUACCUCGACAAUAAAGGAUCUGUUUGGCGGCCGACGUGGGAUCGGGAGUGAUAUUGUUAAUUCCUUGUACAAACUUUAAUUUUAGUCUUUUUUUUGUACUUGUUUGAUCUCCGCCAAAAUAUGGCCCUUAUUAAAAACACGUUAGUGAGACUGAGAUCAAGAAUGCAUUAAAUGUUAAGAUUUUCUUGUUCCGUGCCGUUUUUUUCGUAUUUGUAGAAGUAGUUGAAAGUAUCAGUAUUUUUUUCGUGUCAAAUUGUUAUUGUCCACUUGCAAAAGAAUAUUUGUAUACGAUUGGUUUAUUUUCACGAGUACAUUUUGUUUUUUUUUUUUUUCACGUGAUUACGAGUUUACCGUAAUUCCAGUUGUCAUAAGAUAUUUAUUUCAGAGUAGCGGACAGUCAAUAUUUUUUUACUUUUUUAAAAUAAAAUAAUUAUUGAAAAGGGCCAUAAUAUAAAAAUAUAUAUGUAAUGGUUGUAAAUAUAUUGAAAUUAUUUAAUAUAAUAAUGUUUAAUCGUUAGAGCUUUUAUUUUAUAACAAAAAUAAGUUACUAAUAAGAUUAAUUCCGUUAAUUACGUACAUGAUGUAAACUGAUAAGAAAUAAUAAAGGCGAAA
Plodia interpunctella (Indianmeal moth) is the source of this 1503-nucleotide messenger RNA. RefSeq lists its product as uncharacterized. The coding region runs from base 207 to 884 and encodes 225 amino acids. The record is from RefSeq and is a predicted model, not a curated record. The transcript is spliced from 6 exons. NCBI's taxonomy places the organism in Eukaryota, Metazoa, Arthropoda, Insecta, Lepidoptera, Pyralidae.